ACAGCUACAACCAGGGGUGGUGUUGGCCAGCUGAAUUCAAACAGAGCUGCGCCCCGACACCCUACACCUUGGCCAAGACCAGGAAGACCGUAGAUGGAGCUGGGGAAACUGCCCAACUGGCCGUCAGCUGCUUGCUGCUGUUCCUUGCACCGUCUCUAACUGUGGAGCUAGAAGCUUCAAAAAUGAGAUCGACAUGUUCACGCUACUAUACAGUCAGUCUCCUACAUGCGAAUGAGUUCUGUCCUGAGAGCAUGUUUUAUUACUUUACUGUUCUUUUUGGCCACGAAGGUCAGAAACCACUAGAGCUGCGCUGUGAGGAGGAGCAGGAUGGUAAAGAGUGGAUGGAGGCCAUUCACCAAGCCAGUUAUGCAGACAUUUUGAUUGAGAGGGAAGUAUUAAUGCAGAAGUACAUUCAUCUAGUUCAGAUCGUAGAGACAGAAAAAAUUGCAGCUAACCAACUCCGGCAUCAACUUGAAGAUCAAGAUACAGAAAUCGAAAGGCUUAAAUCAGAGAUUAUCGCUCUUAAUAAAACAAAGGAACGAAUGAGACCUUACCAAAGCAAUCAAGAAGAUGAGGAUCCAGACAUCAAGAAGAUAAAAAAGGUUCAGAGCUUCAUGCGAGGAUGGUUAUGUAGAAGGAAAUGGAAGACCAUCGUGCAGGAUUACAUUUGUUCUCCUCAUGCCGAAAGCAUGAGGAAGAGAAACCAGAUUGUGUUCACCAUGGUCGAGGCCGAGUCGGAGUACGUUCACCAGCUCUACAUCCUCGUCAACGGUUUCCUGCGGCCCCUGCGCAUGGCGGCCAGCUCCAAGAAGCCCCCCAUCAGCCACGAUGACGUCAGCAGUAUUUUUCUCAACAGUGAAACAAUCAUGUUUCUUCACGAAAUAUUUCAUCAAGGACUGAAGGCAAGAAUAGCCAACUGGCCUACUUUAAUUUUAGCUGAUCUCUUUGAUAUUUUGCUCCCCAUGCUGAACAUUUAUCAAGAAUUUGUGCGUAAUCACCAGUACAGCCUCCAAGUGCUCGCCAAUUGUAAGCAAAACAGAGACUUUGACAAACUCUUAAAACAGUAUGAAGCCAACCCUGCCUGUGAGGGGAGGAUGCUGGAGACAUUCUUGACAUAUCCAAUGUUUCAGAUCCCCAGGUAUAUCAUCACGCUUCAUGAACUCCUGGCUCAUACACCCCAUGAGCAUGUGGAGAGGAAAAGUCUGGAGUUUGCGAAAUCCAAACUAGAGGAACUGUCCAGGGUCAUGCAUGACGAAGUGAGCGACACGGAAAACAUAAGGAAGAACCUUGCCAUAGAAAGAAUGAUCGUCGAGGGCUGUGAUAUCUUGCUGGACACCAGCCAGACUUUCAUCCGCCAAGGUUCUCUUAUUCAAGUACCUUCCGUUGAGAGAGGGAAACUUAGUAAAGUUCGCCUGGGUUCAUUGUCUUUGAAAAAGGAAGGAGAAAGACAGUGCUUCUUGUUUACAAAACACUUUUUAAUUUGUACAAGAAGUUCAGGAGGAAAGCUGCAUCUGCUCAAGACAGGUGGAGUUCUGUCUCUAAUAGAAUGUACCUUGGUCGAGGAGCCCGAUGCGAGCGAUGAUGACUCCAAAGGUUCUGGCCAAGUGUUUGGACACUUGGAUUUCAAAAUAGUGGUGGAGCCUCCUGAUGGUGCCCCCUUCACUGUGGUCUUGUUAGCACCUUCCCGCCAGGAGAAAGCUGCCUGGACAAGUGACAUCAGUCAGUGCGUGGACAACAUACGGUGUAAUGGUUUAAUGACUAUAGUGUUUGAAGAAAAUUCCAAAGUUACUGUGCCACAUAUGAUUAAGUCUGACGCCCGGCUUCACAAGGACGACACUGACAUUUGCUUCAGUAAAACCCUCAACUCCUGCAAAGUGCCACAGAUCCGGUACGCCAGCGUGGAGCGUCUCUUGGAGAGACUGACCGACCUGCGUUUUCUUAGCAUUGAUUUCCUCAACACCUUUCUGCACACCUAUCGGAUUUUCACGACGGCAGCCGUGGUGCUGGGGAAGCUUUCUGACAUAUAUAAGAGGCCUUUCACCUCCAUCCCCGUCAGGUCAUUGGAACUGUUUUUUGCUACCAGCCAGAACAACAGAGGUGAACACUUGGUGGAAGGCAAAUCCCCACGCCUGUGUCGCAAAUUCUCUUCCCCACCUCCACUAGCUGUCUCCAGGACGUCCUCCCCAGUGAGGGCCAGAAAGCUGUCCUUGACUUCUCCCUUGAACUCAAGGAUAGGCGCGCUGGAUCUGACCACCUCCUCGGCGUCCAGCAGCCCCACCACCACCCACAGCCCGGCUGCGUCCCCACCGCCUCAUACUGGUAAAGUGCCGUUGGAUCUGAGCAGAGGCCUUUCUUCUCCAGAACAAAGCCCGGGAUCUCUAGAGGAGUCUGUUGAUAACCCCCGCGUGGAUCUGUGUAACAAGCUAAAACGAAGCAUUCAGAGAGCAGCAGUCCUCGAGUCUGCGCCCGUGGACCGAGCAGGUGUGGACAGCUCCCCCACAGCCGAUGCUACAGAACUCUCACCUUGCAGGUCGCCCUCAACUCCUCGGCACCUCCGCUACCGCCAGCCUGGAGGACAGACGGCUGACAGCUCCCACUGCUCUGUUUCCCCGGCCUCUGCGUUUGCAAUCGCUACGGCUGCAGCAGGACAUGGGAGUCCACCCGGGUUGAACAACUCCGAGAGAACAUGCGACAAAGAGUUUAUUAUACGCAGAACAGCCACGAAUCGAGUACUGAACGUUCUCCGUCACUGGGUCUCAAAGCACGCACAGGAUUUUGAACUCAACAACGAACUAAAGAUGAACGUCUUAAAUUUGCUAGAAGAGGUCUUACGAGACCCAGAUCUUCUUCCCCAGGAACGGAAAGCCACAGCGAAUAUCCUGAGGGCCCUUUCACAAGAUGAUCAAGAUGACAUCCACCUAAAACUGGAGGAUAUAAUUCAGCUGACCGACUGUCCGAAGGCCGAGUGCUUUGAGACCUUGUCGGCCAUGGAGCUGGCUGAGCAGAUAACCCUGCUGGACCACAUCGUUUUCAGAAGCAUUCCCUACGAAGAAUUUCUUGGGCAGGGGUGGAUGAAGCUGGAUAAAAAUGAAAGAACACCUUACAUUAUGAAAACCAGCCAACACUUCAAUGAUAUGAGUAACCUGGUGGCCUCCCAGAUCAUGAAUUACGCGGAUGUCACCUCCCGAGCCAACACAAUUGAGAAGUGGGUGGCGGUGGCGGACAUCUGCCGGUGCCUGCACAACUACAACGGCGUGCUGGAAAUCACCUCAGCCUUAAACAGAAGUGCCAUCUACCGGCUGAAGAAAACCUGGGCCAAGGUGUCCAAGCAGACAAAAGCUCUCAUGGACAAGCUUCAGAAGACUGUUUCGUCUGAAGGAAGAUUUAAAAAUCUCAGAGAAACCCUUAAAAAUUGUAACCCGCCUGCUGUUCCUUAUCUGGGGAUGUACCUGACCGACCUGGCGUUCAUUGAAGAAGGAACACCAAACUUUACUGAGGAAGGCCUCGUCAAUUUCUCCAAGAUGAGAAUGAUAUCACACAUCAUCAGAGAGAUACGCCAGUUCCAGCAGACCUCCUAUAGAAUCGAUCAUCAGCCAAAGGUCACUCAGUACUUGCUUGACAAAGCCCUCAUCAUAGAUGAAGAUACGCUGUAUGAGCUGUCACUAAAAAUUGAACCUCGGCUCCCUGCUUGACGAUCCGACCUUGCCCCGAGUCCGUGGAAUUUUCAUGGAAAGCAGAGCGGACAGAACUGUGCAUGCCACGCCUCCCGCAGUGCUGAGAGGACAGGGGCGUGGAGACAAAGCCAGUCUCCUUAGUGCCCCAAAGAUGACGGAGCCAAACCAGAACCCUGUCUCCAGCCAGGGAAGCCCCGCUGGUUGGGAUCAAGGACAGAUGCUUCAGACUUGGGUGGGAAGCUGAAGAGAGUGGUGUUUGGUAAAGCUGAGGGCGUGCUUGCCUGAGGGAGUAUAAGCUGGGAGGUGCCGGUAGCCAUUUUAAUGCAGCAGGUAAGAAGGGGAAUUUCAAGUUGUGCCCCGUCUUCUGUUAAGAACUCAGGGAUAAAGGUCCAUGGAAAAGGCUUGUGAUGUUUCGCUGGCACUUCACUGGCCUGGGGCACCUCCCAGUUUUCUCCUAGGAUUUAACUGCUUCUCUUACAUUUCCUUUGUUCCAGGCUUCCAGAAGCGCCGAGGCUGUCUCUGUGGGGACGGGCUGACACAUGAGCAAUUUCAAUCCUCAGCAUGUGCAUGGUUCUCAGUGCAUCAUAAAUAUUUAUACUGGAGAAAUGGCAUGUUCUGAAACUGCCCUUUCAGUCUUUAGGCAACAGGACAGGAAAGACAUGUUGAAAGUCAAAUGGAUUUGUAUGUAACAUUUCCAUAACUUAGAACUCAAUAGCUGUGCCCCCAAAGAGUCCAGCCACGUGGGGGACUUCCUCCUGAGGCUGUGCAGUUCAGGAAGUCGAUGCCAUUGAGAGGCGGGUGCAGGCUUUGCAAAAAGAUGCCCAGGCGCCCCACGAACAAAACUGUGGAGCACAACAGAAGGCCACCGAGGGGAAGAGUGGGUCUCAAUGCUAAGUGAAAAGAUACACUUAGAAAUCAUCUCUGCACCUUUCUGAGCUUGUGUUCAUUCCCGCCAGCCCCUUGGUUAUGUGGGAAUCUGUUCUGAUUUACACAAACCAUGCUUAGGCUCACUAUGAACAUUACUUGUAUUUUUUUAAAGUUGUCUAGUGCAGCGGCCCCCAACCUUUUUGGCACCAGGGACCAGUUUCAUGGAAGACCAUUUUUCCACAGACGGGCGGGGGGAGGGGAGUUGGUUUCAGAGUGAUUACGUGCAUUACAGUUAUUGUGCACUUCAUUUCUUUUGUUAUUACAUCAGCCCCACCAAAGAUCAUCAGGCAUUAGGCCCUGGAGGCUGGGGACCCCUGCUUUAGUGGGAUUUUUUUUUUUUUUAAUCCACCCUUCCAUGUACUAUUAGUAGACAGUUCUUUUCCAGUCAUCUUUGUUUUUAAAUUUUGAGACAUUUCUGAGUGAAAAUUUUGUAAGUAUAUGAGAAAUGGGCCCAACCACUCAUGAGCUCUUGUGUCAGAAAACCAAAUGCAGGGGUUCGUCCUCCUACCCUAGGCUGGGAAAGCGACUGUGAUUUCCCCAGGAUUGUUGGUUGUUGAAGAAAUAGGGCUAUCUCAUGUUUACCUCCCUCUUCUCUUCUCAGGGAGACCUCUGCUUUCAAAGAAGAGAAAAGAUAUUGUUACCUGAGCCUAUUGCAUCUGGCAUUAUAUCUUAGAGGCAUGAGGCAUAUCAAUGCUGACAUUGAAAAAAAAUUGAUCUGUUUGGCUGCUUUUUCUCUUUGCACUUUAAUUAUGUUGUCAGAGCUGACAGCUGACUAAUAAAUUCAACUUGCUGGCUCAUAAGACCCAGUGGAAUUGAUAAUAUCCCACAGAGGUGGAGAAUGUACAUUUUUCCUGCAUGGCCAUCUCUGUACAUAACUAUAUAGUGAAAUAUCAAGUAAGUAAAAGAAAAUAUUUAUAAUAUUUGAAGACCAUUCCAAAAAUAUUUUCAAUAGCUCAUAUUAGCUAACAGGAUAGCUCUAAACUCAAGGAGGGUGACUUAUGGAUGGUUAAUUUUUCUUUCUUUUUUUUUUAAAAGUUGCUUGUUUUUUCUCUUUAGUUUCAAAUAAAAAGUUGAUGCAUCUUGAUGCAUGAUAAGAAGCAUGAGUUCUUUGGAUCCUAACAAUGAAUAACUUAUCAUUUUUUUUCUCAGUGUUCAGAAACAAAGUUUGAACUAAUAUAUAUUAGUUACACCAAGCACCUCAAAGUCUUGCAAAAGAAUAAGAAAGUAAAGGCUAACUUUCUUGGUGCAAAGACAGUUUUGAAAGUGAACAAAAACCAGGACAGAUCAGUGAAAAGACCACACACAUAGCAGUUUCAGGCAGAACAACACCUGGAAAUGUUGUAUCAGACUCUGGCCUUGGACUCUCCAGAGUCUUCCAGAAGGCAGGGUGUGGUUCUGUGGGCACUGUCCCUGGAAGUUUGGACCCUUAAUUCUAUGACCCAGUGGUUCCAGAGGCACUGCAGCCAUUCUUAUUAGAGAAAAAUAGGAACUAGAGGAAUUUCCAAAUGCUCCUUCCCUUUUGGCAUACAGGUUUUCCUCAGCUAGUGACAAAGCCGGCAGGUCUAUUUCCUGCAGAAUGUUGGAAGAGCGCCCCCUAGCGGUCAACUAUGGGCACUGUCCGUCGUCUCUGCUGACCCUUUAAGUACUUUUUUUUGCGAGUUACACACCCCUCCUGCUUCCUAGAGUCUGAAGCCUUGAGGGAGCUACAAGAGAGAACUCCAUCUCCAAGGGAGUUGCUUUUGAUGACCUGAACCAUUUCUGGGCCAGCUGCGAGAGGAAAGCGCAUUUUUAAAAAGCUCAAUUUGGUCACAUUUAAAAGCCCCAAGAGCAAUUUGUGGUUUCCUUUUGAUUGUUUAAAGCACCCAUCCUCUUCUGCCUUGCGAGCUUUGUUUGACGGUUGGAAUGAGCGCUCCUGGCUGGGUCUGCUUGUAUUCCAUUACAUGAGACCCAUUUCUAUGAGUAGAUGGGAGGUCAGCUUCUAACAGCCAAAUAGGGAACACUUGUAUUCUUGCAAAAUUAACCUAGAAAAUCAGAAGUAAAAUCCAAUUUCAUGCUUUCAGAUGAAUACUCAUAUUUUGUAUAGUCAAUGAAAUUAUCUUGGGGAUUUUACGGAAUGCCUUUGGUGAUUAACUCAGACAUCCAGUUUUGCUACAGGGACAAGUCUCUUAUUUAAGGCAAUAUAUUAUGUGACUGAUUCAGGCAUGAAGCAGAAUGUUGUCAGUUUUCCUUAGUGUUUCUCCGAAGGAAUUUAAAGAGGGAAAUUCAAACCUACUGUUGCAGUAUUUUCAACUGACUCUCACACCAAGUCCCUAUUACUGUCCAUUAAAUUUCAGUACAGAUGUUGAAUGACUUGGCAGAGAAAAAUCCAUGAUGUUCCAGUUUGGAGUGUGUGUGAUAAUGGACCUCCUUUUUUCUCACAGUGUUGUAACAGACAGGACCGUGGGUCAGCGAUGAUUGGACUGUUUUCAAAUUCUUAACUAAAAAGAGUAAUGCGGUAGGGAGGGUGUUCCCAAUAGAAUUAAGUUUUAUUUUAAAAUAAAGGAUUUCAUUUCACUUUUCUUUUCAAAGGUUGAUUUUAUUCUCCCUGGAGGGUGGGGAAAAAACAACUUUCCCUUCAUUUUAAACCAUAAGAUUUUUUUUAAAACCAGCCUGUGAAGUUUAUUAUUUUUACUGCUAUUGAAAUGGUAUAAAAGAUAAUAUUUAUGGCUAAACAAUAGAGCUGUGCUAAUGUCCACAGCCAGAAGGAAUACAUGAAUAAGAUUCAUUUUCACUUCAGAAAGACAACAGAUUGUAGUUUUAACUAAUUACUUGAUUACUGACACCACUAUGUGAACCCUGGUAAUAAGACUUGAACCAAUGAAAUCUAAUCAGAGUGUCAUUUCUUGGUAUCUGUUAGUGACUUAAAAUUAAGGCAGGGAGGAACUAAAGUAGAAAACAACCAUCUUGUUGUAGGUAUAAAUACAUGAAAGAUCAGAAAAUUAUUCACCUUGGCUACCAUACCACAUGAUGUUAACAUUAGGGUUGAUUUGAUUGUACUUGAUUGCAUUUGCUCAAGAAAAAUAAUAGUUCUACUAAAUGAUGUUGAACCACUGUCUUAUUCCACCACCAUUAAUUUUUCUCUGGAAAGGCAGUUGUGAAAGAGCACUGGACUAGGCAUCCUAGCCCUAGGUUCAGAUCUACCCAGCUAAAGCUGGGAAACCUUAGGCCAGUGCUGAAACCUCUCUGAUCCUCAGUUUCCUCAUCUGUGAAAUGGAGUUAAUAGUGAUUCCUGUGCUGCCUACCUCACAGGACUGUCAUGAGGACAAAGUGGAUCCGACUGUAAAGUGCUGUCCAAAUGUGAGGUAAUUUGAUUACCAUCCUCAUCUCUCUUUUGCAGAGGAUUUAAGUGUAUUUGUUUGUUUUGUGUGUGUGUGUGAUGGACAAACCCGUGUAUUACUUGGAGAACUAUAUUGUUUGUGUCCAGUUACUUUGCAAAUCUGCUGACAUCUGUGACUCCGACAGAGGGGUUUGUGCUAUGGCCUAACACUUGCCAGGUGAGGUGUGGGUAAUGCCUGUAUGCAAAUUAAACUUUGCCUUUCUCAAAUUCUC
This is a messenger RNA of Odocoileus virginianus texanus, 8189 nucleotides long. The record is from RefSeq and is a predicted model, not a curated record. NCBI's taxonomy places the organism in Eukaryota, Metazoa, Chordata, Mammalia, Artiodactyla, Cervidae.